Choloepus didactylus (southern two-toed sloth) is the source of this 8421-nucleotide messenger RNA. RefSeq names its product spectrin alpha, erythrocytic 1 (gene SPTA1). Gene Ontology annotation, biological process: actin cytoskeleton organization. The record is from RefSeq and is a predicted model, not a curated record. Gene Ontology annotation, molecular function: actin filament binding; calcium ion binding. The transcript has 52 exons. Lineage: Eukaryota; Metazoa; Chordata; Mammalia; Pilosa; Megalonychidae. Gene Ontology annotation, cellular component: cell projection; plasma membrane; cortical actin cytoskeleton. Bases 63 to 7322 code for a protein of 2419 amino acids.
UUGUCUCUCUCUCUUUCUUUUGGAUAUAUUUUAUCUUAUCAGGUUCUAGAUCUUCAGGAAAAAUGGAGCAGUUUUCAAAGGAAAAGGAAACCAUGCUGGAGAGCGGUGGGCCCAAGGUGCUGGAAACGGCUGAAGAGAUCCAGGAGAGGCGUCAGGAGGUCUUGACUCGGUACCAGAGGUUCAAGAAGCUGGUUGUUGAGAGAGGCCAGAAGCUUCAAGAGUCCUAUCACUACCAGGUUUUCAGAAGGGAUGCAGAUGACCUGGAGAAGUGGAUCUUGGAGAAACUCGACAUUGCAGCCGAAAAGAGCUAUGAAGACCCAACCAACAUGCAGGUGAAAUAUCAAAAACAUGAAGCCUUUGAAGCAGAGGUGCAAGCAAAAUCAAGGGUCAUUCGUGACCUGGAAGAAACCAGGGAAGUCCGAUUUGUUGAAGGACAUUUUGCCCAUGAGGACACCAAGGUCCAUCUUGAGGAACUGCGCCGCCUGUGGGACCUGCUGCUAGAGUUGACCAAGGAGAAAGGCAUCCUGCUGCUGAAGGCCCUGAAGUUCCAGCAGUACUUUCAGGAGUGUGAUGACAUCUUGGAGUGGAUUGGAGACAAGGAGGCUAUAGUGACAUCAGUAGAGCUGGGUAAGGACUGGGAGCGCACAGACAUUCUGCAUAAGAAGUUUGAAGAGUUCCAAGUGGAACUGGCAGCUCGAAAGGAGCGAGUGGAUGGAGUGAACCAAUAUGCCAAUGAGUGUGCCCAGGAAGACCAUCCUAAAUUACCCUUAAUUAAGUCAAAGCAAGAUGAGGUAAAUGCUGCCUGGGAGCGUCUCCAUGGUCUGGCUCUGCAACGACGUGAAACCCUGUCCAAUGCCGCAGACCUCCAGCGAUUCAAGAGGGAUGUGAGUGAAGCCAUCCAGUGGAUCAAGGAGAAGGAGCCCCAGCUCUCCUCUGAGGAUUAUGGCAAAGACCUUGUUAAGUCUGAGGCCCUGUUCCACAGUCACAAGGGACUUGAGAGGAGCCUUGCAGUCAUGGAAGACAAAGUGAAGGAGUUAUGUGCCAAAGCAGACAAGCUGAAGCUUUCUCAUCCUUCUGAGGCACCUGAGAUUCAGCAGAUGAAAGAGGAUCUAAUUUCCAACUGGGAGCACAUUCGUGCCUUGGCUACCAACCGAUACGCAAAGCUGCAGGCUUCCUAUUGGUACCAGCGCUUCUUAUCAGAUUAUGAGGAGCUCUCAGGCUGGAUGAGGGAGAAGACUGCUCUGAUCAAUGCUGAUGAGCUGCCAGAGGAUGUGGCUAGUGGGGAAGCCCUACUGGACAGGCAUCAGCAGCAUAAGCAUGAGAUUGACUCUUACAAUGAACGAUUUCAAUCUGUUGAUGAGACUGGUCAAGCCCUGCUGGAUGCCAACCAUGAAGCCUCCGAUGAAGUUCGGGAACAGAUGGUAACCCUUGCCAACAGCUGGGCUGCCCUGCUGAAACUCUGGGACCAGCGUCAGCGUCAGUAUGAGCAGUGUUUGGAUUUACACCUCUUCUAUCGAGACAGUGAGCAAGUGGACAGUUGGAUGAGCAGACAAGAGGCCUUCCUGGAGAACGAGGACCUGGGAAACUCCCUGGGCAGUGUACAAGAGCUUCUUCAGAAGCAUGAAGACUUUGAGGAAGCCUUUACUGCUCAGGAACAGAAGAUAACAAACUUAGACAGGACUGCAAGCAAACUGAUUGACAAUGACCAUUACGAUUCACGGAACAUCGCUGCUAUCCGAGAUGCGCUGUUGGCCCGACGGGAUGCCCUUCGUGAAAGGGCUGCAGAUCGAUGCAGAAUGCUGAGGGAUUCGUUGCUUCUGCAGCAACUGUAUCAGGACUCAGAUGACUUAAAGAACUGGAUCAACAAGAAGAAAAAGUUGGCAGAUGAUGAAGAUUACAAGGAUACACAGAACUUAAAGAGCCGUGUUCAAAAGCAGCAAGUCUUUGAAAAAGAGUUGGCAGCUAAUAAGCUCCUGCUCAACAACUUGGAGCAAACUGGUCAGGAGAUGAUUGAGGGCAAUCACUAUGCCUCUGACGACGUGGCUGCUCGUGUGCAUGAGGUUGCCACCCUCUGGAAGGAAUUGCUGGAUGCUACAGCACAGAAAGGGACCCAGUUGCAUGAAGCUAACCAGCAGCUGCAAUUUGAAAAUAAUGCAGAAGAUCUGAAGCGCUGGCUGGAGGAGGUGGGGUGGCAAGCUACCUCCGAGUAUUAUGGGAAAGGCCUGGCAGAUGUCCAGAAUCUACUCAGAAAACAUGACCUCCUCGAGUCUGCUGUGGCUGCUCGUCAGGAUCAGGUGGACACCCUCACAGAUCUGGCUGCAUAUUUUGAAGAAGCAGGCCAUCCUGAUGCUGGGGAUAUACGAGCAAGGCAGGAGUCCUUGGUGUCCCGGUUUGAAGCCCUAAAGGAGCCACUGGCCACCCGGAAAAAGAAGCUCAUUGACAUCCUCCAACUGCUGCUGAUCUGCAGAGACACAGAGGAUGAGGAAGCCUGGAUCCAAGAAACUGAACCCUCUGCAGCUUCCACCUAUGUUGGCAAGGACCUGAUUGCCUCCAAGAAUCUUCUUAACAGGCACGAAGUCAUCCUGGCUGACAUUUUGAGCCAUGAGCCACGCAUCCAAGUGAUAACAGAGAAGGGAAACAAGAUGGUAAAUGAAGGACACUUUGCUGCAGAAGAUGUGGCAUCUAGGGUGAAAAGUCUGAAUGAGAAUAUGGAGUCUCUACAGGCUCGAGCUGCUAAGCGAAAGAAUGAUCUCGAGGCCAAUGUCCAGCUCCAGCAGUACCUGGCUGACCUGCACGAAGCUGAAGCAUGGAUUACAGAGAAAGAACCUAUUGUGGACAACACCACCUAUGGGGCUGAUGAGGAAGCAGCUGGGGCUCUUUUAAAGAAGCAUGAGGCCUUCCUGGUGGAUCUCAAUGCCUUUGGAAACAGUAUGCAAGCUCUACGGGAUCAGGCAGACGCCUGCCAGCAACAGCAGGCUGCACCGGUGGAGGGAGCUGCUGGAGCACAGAGGGUUAUGGCUUUAUAUGACUUCCAGGCCCGCAGCCCCCGAGAAGUCACCAUGAAGAAAGAUGAUGUCUUAUUUCUACUCAGUUCCAUCAACAAGGACUGGUGGAAAGUAGAAACUGAUGAUCACCAAGGCUUUGUCCCAGCUGUCUAUGUCAGGAAACUGGCCCAUGAUGAGUUUCCAAUGCUCCCACGGAGGCAACGAGAAGAGCCGGGCAGCAUUACCCAGCGCCAGGAGCAGAUUGAGAACCAGUACCAGUCCCUCCUCGAUCGGGCAGAAGAGCGCAGACGUCAUCUAUUAAAACGUUACAAUGAGUUUUGGCUGGACUAUGAGGCAAGAGACAUGCUGAACUGGAUCAGAGACAAAAAGGCAGAAAACACUAUGGUGGAAAUAGAUGAUGUUUGGGAGCUGCAGAAAAAGUUUGAUGAGUUCCAAACGGAUUUGAAGACCAAUGAGCCUCGGCUGAGGGAUAUCAACAAGGUGGCUGAUGAUCUGCUAUUUGAAUCCCUUUUAACACCGGAAGGAGCUCAAAUCCGGCAGGAGCUGAAUGCCCGCUGGGACUCCCUGCAGAGGCUUGCAGAAGAACAGCGCCAACUGCUGGGAAGUGCCCAUGCUGUCCAGAUGUUUCACAGAGAAGCAGAUGACACGAAGGAGAAGAUUGAGAAGAAGUGCCAGGCCCUCAGUGCUGCUGACCCUGGCUCAGACCUGUUCAGUGUUCAAGCCCUUCAGCGACAGCAUGAGGGCUUUGAGAGAGACCUGGUGCCCCUGGGGGAGAAGGUGACCAUCCUGGGGGAAACAGCGGAGCGGCUCAGUGAGUCCCAUCCAGAUGCCAUGGAGGACCUUCAGUGGCAGCGAAAAGAGCUGAAUGAGGCCUGGGAUGACCUGCUGGGGCUGACAGAGGAUCGUAAGGAGAAUCUAAGUGAGGCCCAGAAAUUCUACUUGUUCCUCAGCAAGGCCAGGGACCUGCAGAAUUGCAUCAGUGGCAUUGGUGGCAUGGUGUCAUCACAGGAGCUAGCCGAGGACUUAACUGGCACAGAGAUCAUGCUGGAGCGACACCAGGAGCAUCGUGCUGACAUGGAGGCAGAAGCUCCCACCUUCCAGGCCUUAGAGGACUUUGGUGCACAACUGAUAGACAGCGGGCACCGUGAUAGCCCUGAAAUUGAAAAUAAGCUUCAAGCUGUCAGACUAGAGAGACAAGAUUUGGAGAAAGCUUGGGAACAACGCAAGAGGAUGCUAGACCAAUGUCUGGGUUUGAAGUUGUUCCAAGGGAACUGUGAUCAGGCUGAGAGCUGGAUGGUGGCCCGUGAGAAUUUCCUGAGGUCAGAUGACAAGGACUCCUUAGACAGCCUGGAGGCCUUGAUGAAGAAACGUGAUGAUUUAGACAAAGCAAUCACUGCCCAGGAAGGGAAGAUCACUGACCUAAAACAUUUUGCUGAGCAACUCAUAGCUGAUGACCACUAUGCCAAGGAGGAGAUUGCUGCCCGACUCCAACGGGUGCUGGACAGGUGGAAUGCUCUCAAAGCACUGAUGAUUGCUGAGAGGACAAAGCUUGGAGACUACGCUGACCUGAAACAGUUCUACCGUGACCUCAAGGAGAUAAGGGAGUGGAUCAGUGAGAUGCUGCCCACAGCCUGUGAUGAGUCCUACAAAGACCCUACCAACAUUCAGAGGAAAUACCUGAAACACCAGGCUUUUAAAAAUGAGGUUGAUGGCCGAACUGAGCAGGUAGAAGGAGUCAUCAGUCUGGGGAGCUCUCUGAUUGAGCGGAACGCAUGUGAUGGCAAUGAAGAGAACAUGAAGGAACAACUGGAAGAGCUGGAAAAACAAUGGAACCACCUGCUUGAGAGGACAACUGACAAAGGGCAGAAGCUCAAUGAGGCCAGUCGCCAGCAGAGGUUCAACACAGGCAUCCGGGACUUUGAGUUCUGGCUCUCAGAGGCAGAGACACUGCUGGCCAUGAAAGAUCAGGCCAAGGACUUGGCAUCAGCAGGUAACCUGCUCAAGAAGCAUCAGCUAUUGGAGACAGAGAUGUCGGCCCGAGAGGAUGCCCUCAAGGAUGUGAACGAAUUGGCUGCUGAUCUGCUCUCCAGUGGGACUUUCAACACUGAGCAGAUUGUGGAGAAGAGGGAUAGCAUCAACAAGCGCUUCCUGAAUGUCCAGAAUUUGGCAGCUGCGCACCAUGAGAAACUGAAAGAGGCCUAUGCCUUGUUCCAGUUCUUUCAGGACCUGGAUGACGAGGAAUCCUGGAUAGAGGAUAAAUUGGUACGAGUGAGCUCCCAGGACUAUGGGAGGGAUCUGCAGGGUGUUCAGAACUUACUGAAGAAACACAAACGCCUAGAGGGGGAGCUGGAGGCACACAAGCCAGCCAUCCAGAACGUGCUGGAUAUGGCAGAGAAGCUAGGAGACAAAGCUGCUGUGGGGCAAGAAGAGAUCCAGAAGCGGCUGGCUCAGCUUGUUCAACAUUGGGAGAAGCUGAAGGACUUGGCCAAGGCUCGAGGGCUUCAUUUGGAAGAAUCCUUAGAAUACUUGCAAUUCAUGGAGAAUGCCGAGGAAGAGGAAGCUUGGAUCGGUGAAAAGGAUGCUAUGGUUGCACAAGGGCAUUCUGGAGAUACAUUGGCUGCUACUCAGAGCUUGCUGAAGAAGCAUGAAGCUUUGGACAAUGACUUUGCUGUCCAUGAGACCCGAGUGCAAAAUGUGUGUGCUCAAGGAGAAGACAUCCUGAAUAAGGAGGAGAGCCAGAAAAAGGAGGAAAUUUCUGCCAAGAUAGAGGCUCUGCAUGAGAAGACCCUAUUUCUGUCCAAAGCAGUAGCUGGUUGGAAGCACCAAUUGGAGGAUGAUUAUGCCUUUCAGCAGUUUAACUGGAAGGCUGAUGUGAUCGAAGCCUGGAUAGCUGAGAAGGAAAGAAGCCUGAACACCAGUGGCAACGGUGCAGACCUUGCUGCGUUCCUCACUCUCCUGGCAAGACAGGACACACUGGAUGCAAGUCUGCAACACUUCCAGCAAGACAGGCUGUUUGAGAUCACUGACCUGAAGGACCAGCUGGUGGCUGCUCAGCACAGCCAGACCAAAGCCAUUGAGGAGCGCCAUGCUGCCCUGAUGAGGCGCUGGGAAGAGCUGCUGGAAGCUUCUGCAGCCCACAGACAGAAGCUGCUGGAGAACCAGCUACCCUUUCAGAAGGCCGAGGAGCUAUUCAUGGAAUUUGCACACAAGGCCUCAGCUUUCAACAGCUGGUGUGAGAAUGCCCAGGAGGACCUGUCAGAGCCUGUGCAUUGUGUCUCCCUGAAUGAGAUUCGGCAGCUGCAGAAGGACCAUGAGGCCUUCUUGGCCUCCUUUGCAGGGGCUCAAGCUGACUUCAACUAUUUGCUGGAGCUGGAUCAGCAGAUCAAAGCCUUAAAUGUGCCAUCUAGCCCUUAUACCUGGUUAACAGUGGAUGUGCUAGAAAGGAUCUGGAAGCAGCUACCUGAUAUCAUCAAGGAACGAGAGCAGGAGCUGCAAAAAGAGGAAGCAAGACAAGUCAAGAACUUUGAGAUGUGCCAGGAGUUUGAACAGAGUGCCGGUGCCUUCCUGCAGUGGAUCUUAGAGACAAGGGCUUAUUUUCUGGAUGGAUCUUUGCUCAAAGAAACAGGAACUCUGGAAUCCCAAUUGGAAGCAAAUAAAAGGAAGCAGAAGGAGAUCCAGGCGAUGAAGCGUCAGCUGACCAAGAUUGAGGACCUUGGGAACAACUUGGAGGAGGCAAUGAUCCUUGACAUAAAAUACAGCACAGUUGGGCUGGCCCAACAGUGGGACCAGCUCUACCAACUUGGAAUGCGGAUGCAACACAACCUGGAACAACAGAUCCAAGCCAAAGACACAAUCGGUGUGAGUGAGGAGACAUUACAGGAGUUUAACACAACUUAUAAACACUUUGAUGAGAAUCUGACAGGGCGCUUGUCUCACAAGGAUUUCCGGUCCUGCCUGAGGGGACUCAAUUACUUCUUGCCCAUGGUGGAAGAGGAGGAACCUGAGCCCAAGUUUGAGAAAUUCCUGGAUGCUGUUGAUCCAGGGAGGAAGGGUUAUGUGUCACGUGAAGACUAUACCUCAUUUCUGAUUGACAAGGAGUCAGAGAACAUCAGGACCAGUGAUGAAAUAGAGAAUUCUUUCCAAGCUCUGGCAGAGGGCAAGGCCUACAUUACCAAGGAGGACAUGAAGCAGGCCCUAACCCCUGAGCAAGUGUCAUUCUGUACCACACAUAUGCAGCAAUAUGUGGAUCCACGGGGUCAAAGACACCCUGCUGGCUAUGACUACGUUGGCUUCACCAGUUCCUACUUUGGCAACUAAUAAAAUGUUCUCGUGGAACAUAGAAGAUGUUGGUGUGGUGGGAAGUAUUGGGGGACAAAGGGGAUAGGCAAGUGCGUAGGGUGGGGAGAUGAUUCUGUGUGUGAGUGUAUGUUCAUUACAUUUACUGCAAGACCUAAAACCCUCAAGCUUGGAGGUAUGACAGGUUAACAGCUGGAAGAGAGGGGACUGCAUUCAUUUUACGGGUGACUAGUCAUACUGAGUUGUGCCAAGUUUUCUAUUUUUUGUUUUUUGGAUUUAUAUAUUUUUAUUAUUUUGUUUUGUUCUGAUUAUAAAAUAAAGUAUUUCUUUUUACAAAAAAGUAUUUCAUUUUAAUAGGUCCAAGUGAGUUAAAAUGUUACUGAUCCAAUUGGGUUUCUGUAUUUCUGCAAAUUAUACUGUCCUCUAAAUAUAGGAAGCUAAUUAUACUAUAAAAAAGGAUCAUGGUGAAGUAGAUAAAUAAAAUCUAAGAUGAUUUACAAACUAUUUCUCUUUAGCUUUAGAAUUUGUAAAAAUGCUUAUAUGUGAAAGUGAAGGUACUUUAUAUUCUAGGAACCCCUGAUAUUUUAGUCUGUACAAUCGAAUCACAGAGAAGACAAAUGUGUCAACUAUUUUGUUCUUAAGCUGUCCCUUUCUCAUACUUCACCAUUAGAGUGGAUGUUACUAUUCUCAGAAUGACAAAAUUCCAGCACAGCAGGACUCAUUUUUUACCCAUAAAUUUCCUCUUAAAGUUUAAUGUGAUAAAAAGAAUAAUUGUUUUGAUUAAUUUGCAAAGUUCUGUUAUAGUAAGAGUCAAUAGAAUUGGUUAUAAAAUGAAGAAUUUAGGGAAAAAAAAGCAAGAAAAGAUAGUACUGUCUGCAAGAAUUUUCAGGCCAGGUUUGAUCUGAUUACAUUCAGAUGCUAAAAUUCUGUCCUGAUUUGUUCAAGUAGCUGGUGUCAUUUGCUAAUGAGAAUUCUUAGGUCAUUUCUUUGCUUGUUGUUAAACUGAUACUCUCCUGCACAAACAAUGCAUGUAUUGCCACUUGAUUACUGUCUUCAGUCUCAAUUUGAUCCUCUUCAUAGACAUUAAUCCUCCCUCAGUUUGGAGACAAAUCCUGUCACA